Messenger RNA from Purpureocillium lilacinum, 1272 nucleotides. RefSeq lists its product as uncharacterized. Lineage: Eukaryota; Fungi; Ascomycota; Sordariomycetes; Hypocreales; Ophiocordycipitaceae. The record is from RefSeq and is a predicted model, not a curated record.
AUGGACUCUUCGACAAAGCGCAUCUUCACCCCGGACGAGCCGGGCGCCCUCGGCCUUGACGAGGUGCUCAAGCAAGUCGCCCAGGACGACGAGGAUGAGUGGGAGUACGAGUAUUCCACCACGGAAACAGAGACGUAUUACCUCGCCCUUGACCUGUCGUACCCAGAAUUCAAGGAGCGCACAGCCAAGGUAGCGCACCACAGCCGCGGAGGCUACUAUAAGAAUUGGCUGGACCAGACCACGGCGGGACCCAGCGUUCAAAUCACGCGAGACAGGUCGAGUAAGGAUAACGGCCUUGACGACGAUGACAGUGACGAGGAGGCCGAGGGAGGCAACGACGGCGAAGACGACGAUGAUGGCAACAAUGCCGACGAUGAUGACAUGCCUGUGGAUCCCCAGCUCACGGCCGCCAAGGGCAAGGGCAUAGACACUGGGGAUGCGGUGUCGGAAACGCCCAAGCCACCACACCGACGGGAAAGCAAGGACCGCGACGCCGGCGAAGAAGAAGCCACCGAGGAGGACAGCAUUCAGAUCCUCGACCUGCAUUCCCGGAACCCGGUCAUCUCAUACCGAGGACGGGUGUUUGAGGGGGAGUGGGCAGAAGUCAUCGGAACCGAAGCCAUCCUGGCCAAGCACGACAAGGCUGCGCCGCUGCCGGCACUUCGAAAUCUGCCCGAGGACAUUGACAUCCUUGGGGCGUGUUCGUCGCGAAUCAUGACGACGGAGAAAGUCCCCAAGCCAAAGGUGCCCGAGGAAGACACGCUCGCUGCCAUCCGCGAGGAGUGGAAUAUCAAGAUCCCGCCGGGCAAGGACAAAUCGGGCGAGCGCGCACACCAGAUACGCUUCCUGGAGAACUUGAUCGCCCUCAAGAAGAAGAGAGGCGAUCCGGACCAGGUCACUGUCUACGCGGUGGAUGGUGAAGGCAAGGACUGGAACGACAGGAAAGGACCCGACUACAAGCCGAGGAACCGGAGAAAGCCCAUCAAAGCCGAGGGCGAUGCUCAGGGGGACGGCGAAGAGCAACAGCCAGCGAAGAAACGUAGCCGACCGGCUGGUUCAGAAAGCCGCCGGGCCAGGGCAAAUCGAAGGGGUCGAGCCGGCAGACUUGGCACCGCCGACAUACACGGAACUCUUUCGCUCUCCACGCCUACGCCGAGUCAUUGGGACAACCUUGGACGGCCAGCGGACGGGGGUGACAUCGAAGAGCAAGUGGGUGAGGGCGCGGGAGACGACGACGAAGUGGAAGACGUGUCGAUGACAGGGUACGAGUGA